Molecule: messenger RNA, 7067 nt
Organism: Pocillopora meandrina
Lineage: Eukaryota; Metazoa; Cnidaria; Anthozoa; Scleractinia; Pocilloporidae
Source: the annotation of a GenBank genome assembly
AUGUCUACGUUUACAGUUCUGGUUCAUCUCCUAAUCUGUUUCACGUACAGUGCAGCAGACGACAACAAACCGGAACAAAUUCACAUCGCUUACACCGGUAUUUCCAGCGAGAGAAUUGUGAAUUACGUGACGCCGUCGCCGGAAUUACAACCAGGGACAGUCGUGGCUUAUGGAACUAGCCCAGAUAAGUUAACCAGAAAGGAAACUGGAACAUCGUUCAAGUUCGGCACCCACGGACAUUAUUUUAGAAUUCAUAACGUGAAGGUAAGAAGAACUAUGUUAAAUAUUAUUAGGAGUGCAUCUCUAAGAGACCUUGGAUCAACCCCGCAGUUUUAGUAAAAUCGUCUAAAUUAAAGAGUAGAGAAAUUGUUUUGCAAGUUUUCUACUAGAUGAAUACACAGAGAGAAGGAGUCUACUCAAAUAUUUAUAAACACGACUUGAAACAGAAGGUACUCGAUUUUUAGGAUUUCCGGUCGGAAGUGAUUUCGAUUCCACAAAGCCACACAAACAGUCGUAAAGCAAACUGUUAAUUUUACUGAAACCUACGAUGGUCUACCAUCUAUACUUUAAGAAUGAACUAAUUGUAUCCAUUCCCUUCUUGAAAAAUCCGUCAAUGGAACCAAAGCUCACAUGUUACAAUUUUUUCAGCUAUGUCAUUAUUUUUAAUGGAACGUCACGCAAUUUUCUAUUUCAUUAAAUGUUACGUCAUGUUAUAAAGUUAACAGGUCUUGAGCCUAACACGCGUUACUACUACCAAGUUGGUGUACCAGACAAUGGAACCAGUGAAGUCAUGUCUUUCUUUACUAAAGAAGGCAACCCAGUUUUCGCGGUGAGUUCAACUGAUGUAAUGUCUCGAUUCAUAAUUCAGUUACCUUAUCCCGAAACAAAUUCAAGGUGUCAAGGGGUUAGCAAAAAAAUUUGUUUAUGAAUAAAUAGGUACAUUAUUAGUUAAAAAAAUAUAUGAGUCUUUACCUUUCCGCCGUAACUUCAAUGAUACGAGGUGUAUUUUUUUUUCACGGACUCUCCCUUUAAAACUUUAAACUGAACAUAUACUUUUCCAUCAUGUUCAAAAUAUGCAUCGUUUUGCCCAUCUUCAGAUGAAAUGAAAAAAUUACAUCGUUGUAACAGGACCUAUAGAAAUAAGUGAUGAUUACGUAAUACUCCCAAAAGGAUUUUUUUCAGGAUAAAUCUUCUAAACGACGCAUCUUUUGAGCCAUGCAAAAGUUUUUUUUUCUCUUAAAAGUAAUAUUAUGCCGUAAUUAGACCCUUUCCUGACCUUAUCGGACGCGGGAUCGUGCCAAGACUUUCUCCACUGAAAUUAGAAAAGUAUGUCUCCAACCAUCAAACUUGCCUCGUCUGAGUGAAAAACCGUUGUGGCUAGUCCUCUCCCGUAAAACAGUGAACGAACAACUCCAUAUUAAUGCUAUUGUCAUUAUUGUUUGAUAGAUAUAUGGAGAUAUGGGCUACACAAAUGCUGUAAGCCUGAAUCGACUUAUCAAGGAAGCAAGCGAUGGAGAUUUUGACGCUGUAAUUCACGCUGGAGGUACAGGCAACUAUUCUGCAUCACUUAAGCACCCUAUUUUGUUACUGUAAUUUCUGACCUUCAAUAUAAGUUUGCCUGUACAAGUUGAAAUCAUGAUUUAGUUCAGAUUUCACGUAGCAUGUGACAAACUUUCUCCGACAGAGGCGGAUGAGUUUUUGUGUAAUUUUAGAGUUGAUGUAAUUUCACCUUUUAUACUCAGAUACAUUCGGGGUUUCACUUGCUCUAACGACGAUUUUCAUUGGCUAAUUGGUAAUUUAUUACUUCUAGACCUUGCUUAUGAUAUGUAUGAAAAAGACGGAACCACUGGAGAUGAGUAAGUAUGGAAGGUGUUUCCUUUUAGAGGGGUGUUUCAUCGUCAGAUGACUACCGCUGACCCAAUGCAGCGAAAACUCAGGGUACAGUCCUGAAGCGCGGGAAAACGCGAGUAAUGGAGUCGCGCUGUUUAUUUGAUCUUGCUUUUCAUUGGUCAAGAGUGUAGUGUGACCCCUUUACAAUAAGGACAGAGACUUGUUUGGGAAACCAAUGUAACCCUGGAGUUUCUCCAACAAGCACUCUGCUCAUAGCCCAAUACCGGUUUCUUUUUCCAUUCAUCUAGGUUUAUGAACUCUAUACAAGCCAUAGCCACUAAAGUCCCCUACAUGGCUCUACCAGGAAAUCACGAGGUACAUUUGAAAGAAGAAGAUGUCACAACCAGGCGGUUUUUCAUUUUCAUUUUUUAAUCUUCGCACUUUCAUUCUUACAGCAAAUGUAUAACUUCACUCACUUCGUUCACCGCUUCUCUAAUAUGGAGCUAGGCGUUGGAGAGACGAGCGGAAGUGGAACCAGUCUUUGGUAAAUGAAUUUUUUAGCCUAUUACAAAAUGUUCAAUUUACAUAUUCACCAGCUUCACAGAGCUAUUGUGGCUGAAUCGGGGAGCUCUUUUCCGUUUUUUUCUUUUCGGUUUGUUAGUUUCCAGCUUUUAAACAUACGUACAUUUAGUUCUUUCCUCAAAAAAACAUUCGAGAUAGCAAAUUUUAGUCCAUACAGUACAGUUUCCGUUUUCACCAGCUUUGGUGAUUUUUAUUCUUUAGUUUAGCUUCACCGGCCUUACUGAUUUUUAUUCUUCUAAGGUGGAGUAUGGACAUAGGACUUAUUCAUUUCGUGGCAUUCGACUCGGAGGUCUACUACUAUUAUUCCAAUAAGGUACCAUCUAUUUUCUUUGGUCCACAAUUAUUUAAACUGAAGAAUUUCACAGAGCACAGCUGAACGAUUAACUUCUUUUCCAAACAUGACUACCAUCACUUGAUAGAGAGAACGUCCUGAAGUAUAUAUUUCAACAGAUUUGAGACUGAUCGACCAACUAUCCAACGCUCUUGUGUUCCACGAUGAUUGCCGUUUGUCAUCAAGUGUUUCUUCUUUUCUUUUAUGAUGUCAUAUCACUGCUUGUCAAUUUGGGAGUGUCAGAACGUCAUUGACUCUAUUUCAUUAUUUGCAGGGUCAAAUUCAGAGACAACUUAAUUGGCUCGAGGCUGACUUAAUCAAGGUAAUGUCCACUCCCCAAAAUCGAAACUUCCUCGUGAAUCGAAAAAUCUUCACCUUCUCCUAAUGCAUUUGUUUGUUUUUUUGUUUAAAACUUGAUCAAGUUUUUAUCAAGUUUUAAACAACUUUAUUGAAAUUUUGUUUCGCUCUGUCGUCACUUUCCUCGAAUAGACGCGUUACACUUCAAACGCGAAUAACGUCCUCCAUUUUAACCCUUUUAUUCCCAUGUGUGACCAAAAGGAAAAUUCUCCCCACAAUAUCAACACGUUAGCGAGUAAAACGUUGUUGAGAAGAAAGAAAAAUAUCAGGAUCAAUAUCAGUAUCUGGGCAACUGCCCACCUACCCCUCCCCUAUUGUAACCAACAACAGUCUAUUGACAACAACUCAGGGUUAAUGUUGGGUUAGGGGAGGGGUAGGUGGGCAGUUGCCCAGAUGCUGAUAUUGAUCCAAAUAUUAAGUAGGGGACAUCAUCUUAUUUCACAUCAAACUCUCAAAGCUGAAAGUAUGAGAGCUGUAGGGCAGAAAGUGAGGAGAAUUUAUGUCUAUAUCUUGGGAGUGAAAGGCUUAAUGUUCAGAAAUUAUUUGAUAGCACCUUUGAGCCUGAACUUGAGGAGAGUAAGUAUUUCAAUAAAACUACUGUUGUGAUUAGCAGAACAAAUCUUGUUUGUUCUUCCACAAAAUUAACUUUCAGUAGCCAGAAAUUUGCGUUUCAGUAAAAUGGCCACCUCGCGCGCUAUGAGGCAAUCAUCGAUCACUUAGCUCGCAAAUUACUAUUCAACCACUUGAGCAAUCAUGCUGAUUAGACACUGGCAAUUUUCUUUUUAAAGGCAAACCAAAACAGAGAGAGGACACCAUGGAUAGUUUCCCUUGCCCACAAGGUACUGGUUGAGUUGUGAACUGUUAAAUUUGUUUGCGUCACAGAAUAAGUUCACAGCAGUGAUUAUAGUUCAGCUACGGAGAAGACGUUUUUUUCUUUUUUCUUUGUGGUGCUCGAUGAAAAGAAAGGUAACCAGGGCGAGAAUGCGAAAGCAACGGAAAAUUGACAGGUUUCUUCCUUUUUUCCUUCCUACGUGCUCCAGCGCUUCGCCAAUCGUUUUCUCAGCUUUGCCAUUCAUCACUGCAAUAACUUUUCAUAAUUGCUUUUUGAUACGGAAAUGACAAAUCAUAAGGGAUCUGGAACAUGCAUGCUUCUGUCCUAACUUGCGCCUUCUUUGUUUGACCCAUUUUGUUCCAUAUUAUUUCCCAGUCAUGGUUCAUGGAGAAGACGGAUUUUUCUGUUUUUGGUCCACUUUUACAUAAGUAUGGUGUGGACUUACAUCUAUGCGGCCACGCACACAACUAUCAGCGGCUCUACCCAAGUAAGUGACCGUGUAAGAUUCUUUCCAUGGUUCGUGAGUGUCUCGAUUGAAAAAAACCAAACAACAAAACAAACAAGAAAACAACAUUAAGAGGUGUUAUUUCCUUUGACAUAUGACACAAAAAAAUCUAAGUUACUACAAUUUGCAUAUCGGAAAGGAAUCGAACUGAAUUGAUGAAAAUGUGACAAGGGACACUUCUAGGAAAAUUAAGACUAACAAAACACUUUUUUUACUAGAAUACCUGUCAACUCUCUCGAAGCCUAUGACUUGUAAACCAGUCAAAACUCAGGAAUUGCAAUAUGCUAUGGUUGGUUUUACAUAAUACAGGAGGUUUUCCAGUCAUAUUACAUGGGAUUUUGAAAUUUUCACACGACUUCCGAACAUUUUCUUAAGAGUUGUGAUGACACUUUGUUUGGAAUACAAUUGUGAAAGAGGUAAAUGAGGAAAACUGGCCACCAAAAUAUCAAUAACAUCUGAAGUUUUUAAACUUGGAGAUGACUUGUAAACAUUUGAUGUGAAAAAGGAGUCGAAACUCGUGAGUUAGGCUCAAAUGGUAGUUCUGUAUAUGUUUGAGAUCGAUGUUUUCGAUUAGCACGUGUGAGACUCAUGUGACAUUCACUUGAAAAUCACGUGUGUGAGGGUUGGCAGGUAUAACUUACGUCUGAGAAGGUUCUACUCCAGUCCAUAGAUGCGUUAUAUUCAGUUUUCCGUGAAGCGAUUUCAGACGAUUUCUCCAUUAACAAUAUUGUUGUUCUGAAACAGCUUACAACGACAGUGUGGAGUAUCCAACAGACAAUCAUGUUUAUGUAAAUCCUAAGUUCAACACAGUCAUUGUCGCGGGAUCUGCUGGAUCUCACGAAAAACUCUCCAACUGGACUCGUGCGCCUGACAGAAUGUCGGCAAAAUACAUCUACGACUAUGGGUAGGUCGGUAGGGAGGCAUAUUUUUAGGAUCGUCAUGGAUAGGUUGGGGAGUGGAACUUGUAUAACUAGAACAUCGAUCACGAAUCCUUGUGGAUACAUGACACAGUGAUAUGUAUAUCAGUGAUUGGAAGUUUGUCGCUGAACCGGAAAGGUGGAAUAUUUGAGAUGUAACUCAAAAAAGGGUUGUACUCUCUCCAAUUUACGAUUUACGGUUUUUUUUUGUGGUGUGAAUUAUACUAUAAUGUGAAUUCAUGAUUCAUUUCGGUCGUUUAAUUCAUUCACAAAAUAUUCUAUCGAAUGACAGCAAUUUAAGUCGUUGCUAUGCGGAGGAUAGAAUUUUCGGGUUUCGGUCGGGAAUUUUUUGUUUCUAAAAGUUUUGCCUCUUUCGCACCACCCUGUCAUUUUUGAACGAUUAGUACCACCUGCGCGUCUAAUAAAUUAGCAAUGUUCUAGUAGAGCAAUAGAAAAACUGUUUUUUUUCGAAUAUAAUUUGUGUGUGUGAGAGCUUAACCUUCAUUUCCCCCCCCCCCUUCACGCCUCCUUUGUGGUUCCUGCCAGAGGUCAGAUGGAUGUAUUUUGCCAGAUCAUUCAAAGGCCAAAGCAGAGACCUUUCCUUGCGAAUUUACCAUGGUCAGGAAUAUUUUCUUUUUCUAACAGAAUUUAAUUGUUGAUUCCAGCUUACGGCGGUAAAGUGGAUAAUCAAACAGAAGAACAUGUAUAUACUAACCCUGAUUACAUAACGAUCAUUGUGGCCGGAUCUGCGGGUUCAAGGGAAAAGCUGUCCGGUGGUACAGCUCCCCCAAAAGAUCUGGCAAAAUACAUCGAAGAUUAUGGGUUAGUAGUAUUCUCGUCCAGAGGAGGGGGACUACUGAAGGCGGCAGGGAGGGGAAAGUGUGAAAUUCUCAUGUUUCAGUACCAAGUUCGUCUCAAUGGGAUUAACUGUUAACUGUAAAACGGCCGUAAGAUUUAACCGUUAGGCGUAAAAAUUUGUCAAGUUUUAACCGUUAGUCGUGAAAAAGUAGUUAAACGUAAAAAAAUCUUUCUGUUGACCGCAGUGGAAAGUAUUAACCUUUAGCCGUAAACUGGCCAAAAUUUUAUCUGUUAGCCAUAAAAGCCAUCACCCCAUUGAGACCCUCGUCUUACAAUGAUCCUGUGGCAGAACUGGGAUGAUUAAUUUACUCGGGUGCUUUUUGACUAAGUAUCAUAAAACUUAAAUUUAAGUUGUUAUGACGGGCAAGCACAAAGAAUUUCAGGAACAGCUUGAUGUGCGAAUAAAUGGGGAAGGGGGGGGACUUUUUUCCUGUAGCAUGUUAAUCAGCAUAUGAAGAUUCUUCUCCUUGUAAAGUUCCUAACCCUUUGUGAAUUACAUUCAGGGCCGCUUAAAUUUAUCGAGGAUGUCUAUAUAUAUUUUUUUAAAAUAAUGGUAGCUCUGCGCUUGAUCAAAAAUCCUAUUAUCUCAUGGUCUACUGAGCAGAUUAAACCAGCUGUACUAAUAUAAUGUCGUCGUUGUCUUCUCUCUUCAGCUAUGGUCACCUACAGGCAAUCAACAAGACCCAUUUGUACUGGAGCUGGGAGAACACACACGAAAACGUCCGGCCUGCAAUGCAAGACUACCUUUGGAUCGUUCAGGAGCAUCAUGGCCCUCGGCCAAGCUUCUUUAACGAGGAGCAACAUCAAGUUCUAAAAGAAUUGAACGACUUCAAGUCAAAAAGCAUUAAAGUUUAA